Medioppia subpectinata is the source of this 7689-nucleotide messenger RNA. NCBI's taxonomy places the organism in Eukaryota, Metazoa, Arthropoda, Arachnida, Sarcoptiformes, Oppiidae. The record is from the annotation of a GenBank genome assembly.
AUGUGUGCCAAUCUCGAAGAGAAUGUGUUCGACAUAGCAUGCAAUGAGAGUUGCAAAUUACACCAGCAUCCAGAGUAUUAUGAAAAUGACGGAAAGAGAGGGAAUAGUAGGCCCCGAAUACAGGCGCCCCAACCUAUUAUGUGCAUAAAAAAGUAUAAAUAUAUCGUUAAUACUAAUAGCGAAAUGGAGGUGCGGUUGUGUAGAGAAGGAAAACGUGUUGGGGCGCCUCGGAUUCUUAUAUACUCUAGUACAGAAAAGGCCAUUGUAUUGACAGAAUCGGUCACUUCACUAAUGAAUGGGUCCUUUUGUUUCCCGUUUUGCUUUUCGGCCGGAAAUAGUGAUUAUACAGCGGUUAAGAAGCGCACGAAUCCCUAUCGACUCCAAAUCUCGACCUUUCAAAAUCAUAACUUCUUACUCGGGUGCCGUCGAUGGCCCGAUGCCCAGCCAUCAUGUGUUCAGGCCUGCGAUGACUCCAGCAAUGUUAACAAUUGGGUGCUGUAUUGUGUGUUGGGCUGCAAUCACGCGCUCGGCUUAUAUAUAGAUAAAAUCAAGGCAGAAGUGGGCACACCUUCGGCCCCAUUCCUCGGGGCCGACACUCUGACCAACGAGUCAUUGACAAUAGAGUGGAAGAGCGCUCCGUAUCCUAACAUCACAUAUUUGGUGCAAUGGCGGUACGAAGUGUUGGGCGGCGACUGGAACUACUAUAUGCCCGACGAUGUGCUCAAUGCUAGUCGCGUCGAAAUCAAAGGACUCAACGCAUACACACAGUAUAGGUUUCGCGUCGAAUGGAUUGUCCUCCCGGAGUACGGGAUGACACUAUUCUCGCACCAAAGUGUCACUAUAGCCACACUGGCCUAUGGGGUGCCGUCAACGCCGCCCACCAUCACCAGUGCGGUGGCCGUCAGCGCCACACAGAUGUCUGUGAGUUGGGAAGCGCCCCGUUUCCCAAACGGACCCAUCAUCUCAUACGCCCUGUUGUUGAGUGAAUACCCGAACGGCACUAAUGUUGUCAAAGAUAUGCCAAAUUCGCCCACAAGUGAUACAGACAUUCAUUUGAGACACAAUAAGAGUUUGCAUUAUAUGUUUAAUUCGCUUAAAGUCAACACCACUUAUAAUAUAUCAAUCCUUACGCGCAAUAACUUUGGCGAAGGACCCAAAGCGCAGACAAAUGUGACGACACAUGAAAUAGACAUUAGGAAUAUGUACGGCAACGAGUCGUCAGUUCCGGAGCUUUUUCUGGCCACAGAUCGAGAAGUGCUUCGAAGAGACCCACAGUUCCCGAUAGACGGGGACGUUAUAUAUAGACUCAAUGAUUACUCGACCAGCGCUGACAUCAGCGGACUCGCAGUCCACGUGCAGCACAAGUAUCUCUUUGUUUCGGACACUUCGGGAACCAUUCGUCGAAUCAAUUUGAAAGACGAACACAACAAACAGAUCCGCACAAUAGUGAGGGACAGGACGACAAAGCCGUCCGGUUUGUCAGUGGACUGGUUGGCCGAUAAGUUAUAUAUGAUUGAAGAGAGCAAAAUCAGUCGCUGCACUCUCGAUGGCGACAAAUUAGAGUCCGUUAUCACUGGAUUCAAGACAAGACCAGCAGAUAUGAAAGUAGAUCCCUAUAAUGGGUAUCUGUAUUGGAUGUCAAUCAGUGAUUCAAACACCGCUAGUCUUUAUCGCAUAGAUCUGGCGCUAAUCGCCAACGAUGUGAUCGCUUAUAACUACGCGAGGCUUAUAUAUCAGGAGCCGUCGGUCACAGCAUUUGCCGUCGAUUUCAUCAAUUAUCGCAUAUUUAUGCCCAUUAGUCGCGAGGCGUCCAUAUUCUCCAUAACCAUCGACGGCAACGAUCGCGUGAACGUCAGACACAACUCCCAACGCAACGACCUGUUGGAGAGUAUAGACAAUCUCGUGGUUCACGACAACCUCUUCUACUUCACAAAAGGCAACGAAGUCUAUAACGAAGAGUACGACCGCCUGAACGACAAAUACCAUCACAGCUCGACACAGAUCGGUGCCAACAAUUUGAUCUCGUUGUGUGUGUUUAACUACAGCAGCCAACCCUAUCCCGUGCCACUAAACCCUGUGAAGAGCGUGCAGUCAGUGUUUCUCGACCGGAGCGCGAAGAUUGUGUGGGAAAAGCCGGACCUAUUGGGUGACAAAGGACAGGGCGCUUGGCAACAGUGGUCCUACGAGGUCAGCAUUGAGGAGACCUUAUCUCGGAUUACAUUUCUCGACAGGGGAUUAACGUCGACGUACUGCGAGGCCGAUGAGCUCAACCCCAACACCGAGUAUAAUAUCAAAGUGAGAGCGUAUAGCGCGGCCGGCAAUGGCUCCUGGAGUCAAACAUUUCAGGGAAAGACAUUGCAUUCAAUACAAAAGGACUCGAGAUUUCCGUUCGCACUUUGGAGCACAAGGGAAGGGGUCCUCAAGUCAAACAUCGUUGGCGAUAGAGUCGAGCAUUUGGUACACAGAAUGAAUAUGAACGGCACGAUUGUUAAUGAUAUCAGUUGGUAUAGAGAUGUGGUAUUUUUGAACGGCGAGAACAAUAUCUUCAUCUAUAAUCUGACAUCACACGCAUCCCUGACCACAAUCAACAACAUAACCGGUGCGUCGAGUAUAGCUGUAGACUGGAUCGCACCCAAACUCUACUGGUCUAGUCCUGCACAGCGAAUGAUCUCUCGAUCCAAUCUCGACGGCAGUCAUUCAGAACCCCUUCCUAUUAUGACAUUCGCCAAAGAGAUCGCUAUUGACUCGAGGAUGGGAUACAUCUAUUGGGCCACCGGUUAUAGCGUUGAGUUUAGUCGACUCAACGGAAUGGAUCGCAUCAAGUAUUUUGAAACUAAUCUCUUCGCCGGAAAACACAUUAUGGGUCUGACUCUGAAUCUGGACACGAAUCUCAUUUUCUGGAUACUCAGGAGCUAUGAGGGGGUCGUCCUCUACAGCGCUAAUCUGGCCAACGGUGAGAACACUGAACACAUCACACAAACCAUUAGAAUUGUCGGGCAUUUGCCUGAGAAUCACUUGAGAGGACCGCUCUCUUACUAUAGCGACCGUAUGUUUUGGUUGGAAGAGAACCAAAAUCACGCCCUUAUUAGCGGUGAAAACGGCGAAAACUUUGCCGUUCUUAAGGGUUUAGGUCUCAAUGAUAUCAACACACUUACGGUUGUUGACCCAUCACUACAGCCCAUUCCCAAAGGCUUCGCUUCGCUUUACGACAUUCAAGUCAUACCCAAUGACUUGAAAGAGGAGGACAUCAAACUGACCGGAGUUUACGAUAAUUUCACAAUAUUCUGGAAAAAGUGCGAAAACGUAAACUACGAUCAAGUCUUCUACGAGUUGGUCAUUGAGGACAGCCGUCAAAAUAAUAGACAGUCAAUGAUAACACACAAAACCAAAUACCCGUAUCCUUUGGCCAACCAAUUGGCGCCCUAUUCUAAGAUAAAGUUAGCGAUCCGUGCCUUUACUUAUUGGGCGUCGUCUAAACAGACUGUUAUUGAAUUGUAUUCUCCAAUGUCUACACCAACCAAACCAUCGAAACCCAGAAUAUUCAUCAAUUAUGAGCGCUCGACAUAUGAUAAUUCAAUCGAGAAAAUUCACGCCGAGUUCCGGUGGUCACCACCGGAGCUGCCAAAUGGCGUUAUACUGGGCUAUACUGUGAACGCUUGGUCUAUACAAUCGGGUCAGAAGAAUCCCGAAGUGGAAAGUGUCAAAGUUUACGGACAAACACAUCAAAUAUACUUAAGUGACCUUAAGAUGAAUACUUCGUACUAUUUUCAAGUGCAGGCCUUCACCGAAGCGGGUGACGGACCGCCCAGUGAUGUGAUCGGCGCUCUCAGCUCUAAUGAACAUCCAGUUCCCCGACUGCUGGUCACUAAACAGGACUCCAUUAGAAUGGCUGAUAUAGACUCACACGAGGAGAAAAUCUUGACCACAAAAGCCAUAAUUCCUGUAUCAGUCACUUAUAUAAGUAAAGAGAAUCUCAUGUUUUGGGUGGAAGAGGACGGCAUCCUUAAGAAGUCAUAUUUGGACGGAACUAACAUAACAAUCAUUCGUCAGAUGCACUCUCCGGGCAGUGGUCUCACUGUUGAUUGGAUCGGUCGACAUCUUUAUUGGUCAGAAACGGAUUUUACUUCGCCGAAGAGCACCAUCUGGUCGUACGAUCUGAACGACCCGAACGCCAAACCAGUUCUCGUCACGUCUAAGAACAAUGUGGUGAUCGGUUCCAUAGAAGUGGAUCCGUUCUCCAGUACAUUGAUUUGGACGGAAAUGUUUAACCAAAAUAAGGGUUACCUAAAGAUGUGCGACAUUAAGAGUAGAGGCAUCGCUUCGACGGCAAGUGUCAGACCAUUCUUCCAGCAAAACAAAGCCAGAAGUAGGCGAGACAUCGGUUCCGGUGGUUGUAAUUGUACGACACAUUCAUUCGUGAGCAACGCUCUGACCAUUGAUCGAUCAAAUUAUGGCAAAUCGGAGCUCUUGUGGUACGAUUUGAAGUACGAGAGGAUAAUGGCCAGCGAUAUGACCGGUUGUCGGUGUCGUAUUGUAAUCAACAAUACGUACGGCUUUCCGCCGACAUCGAUGGCUGUGGACAACGAUUUCAUCUACUGGUCAAACGCCUCUUUAGGCAAUGUCUACAAAAUGGCAAAAUACGUGCCGAAAGGUAACUCAAAGUCACACGUAUUGCAAUUGAAAGCUCUGCCAAAUAUGUUGAAUGUGUUGCACAACGCGAAUGAACCGCAUUUAGUGAUGUCUGAGAUCGCGAACGGCGUUCACGGCAUCAAAGCCCUGAGCGAUCACUUGCAGCCGUAUCCGCACUUUGAAUGUCUGGUUCCCAUGGAAUACCACGAGACCGUCCGACUACAGGACAACACCGCAAACAGUCUAACCAUUUCCAUGCAAGAGGUGAGGCGACCGUUGGGCUGCGCGAAGACCACUCUGGCCUCCGUUAAGUACACUAUAUAUUACGGCAAAGUUUUGUCCGACGGUUUCUACGAGUGCGGACUCAGCCUCAGAGGCUGUACUAUAGUCGACACGUUUAACGAUACCAUCACUUUGACGGGUUUGGAACCGUUCACUAACUAUACGAUUCGUGUGGCCGUCAAAAACUUUUACACGUCCAACAACUCUAACCUUCCCGGCCCUCCCGUCAACUUCGAGACCGCAGAGACUAAGCCAUCGCCGCCCAGGAAUGUGGCCGCGAAAGUGGAGACACCGCACCGAAUACGGGUGAUGUGGGAACCGCCCGAAAAGCCCAACGGAGACCCAAUCCUAUAUGAGAUGCGCUGGUAUUCGCAGAAAGACCAGGACUGGCACAAAGCCGUCUACACCAGGAAACCCGAAACAACCAGAUUUGGUGACAAGUUCUAUAUGGAAAUGAACGACAACAUCAAACCGGGUCUCACGUACUUCAUUAACAUUAGGGCCUAUUCUAGUGACGGCCUCUUCUACAGCGAGAGCGAAACCACAUCCGUUACGACAUAUAAACUGCCGAACGAACUCUAUUUGGUGGACAAGUCUAGCCGUUCCCUAAGAGUGAGUUGGGAUUCACCGCAAUCCGAGACCAACGUCUCUGAGAUCGGUCAGCACACCAUUCAGUACUGCAGAUACGGCACCGACCGAUGGAUCGGCCAGGAGUUCAAUAGCACUCAACCGUCGACUAAAUACGUGUUUUCGGUGACGAAACUGACGCCAAACACAGAGUACGCGUUCCGACUGUUACUCACGUAUCGGUCGACAACAGUGCUCUUCAAAUGGCCCGAAACCGAGCGCUAUGUCUUCAAAACACUGGGCGACGCACCGGAAGUGCCCGAAACGCCGCUAAUUGACAAAAUCCCUGGCGUUAGUCAAACCGUAUAUAAAGUUUGGUGGACUAAAAUCAAUGGAAAUGGCGCUCAAAAUGUUUACUACAACUUAUGGUAUAAAUUGGUCGAUAAAAGCGCCGAUAGUUUGGAUGUGAACAACGAAUGGACGCAAAUAUAUAACGGAACCGAAAACUAUUGGUUUAUUACAAACUUGUCGACCGAUAAGAGCGUUGCCUUCAAAUUACAAGCCGUCAGUGAAUUUGGUUCAAGUAAUUACAGCGAAGAGAGCGAACCCUUUGAGAUCACAAACGCAGAGGUUUUACCCGAAGACGAUAUGAUCACAAUAGCUGCCGCUAUUAUGGGUGCCGUACUCUUUGUGGUCGUUGUUUUAACACUGUUUUGCACAAUUCGCAAACGACAGGUUCAGGAACAGAAGAAGAAGGCUCUGGGAGACGGUAGUAUUCACAGAAAUACACUGGAAUUGGUUCCCUGGCCUGAACUGCCCGGACAUCCGCACCAUUUGAACACACUUUACACGAAUAGUAACUUUGAUUUAGACAAUGAGUUGAUGGCAAUGAAUAAAAUACAAAGAGAACAGAUUUCCGAAACACAAUUCCUCGGCAGCGGAGCGUUUGGUGAAAAUAAAGUUGUAAAAAGAGGAUUUGAUAACCCCGGCUAUAGUGAGGAUGAGAGACAGGCAGGACACUCAUCACAUAGUCUGAAAAACUCAAGCAAUUCUUCGGGUCAGAGCUGUUCCAGCAGUUCUACCCUAAAGCCAAGCUAUCAAAACGGACACAUCAAAUACGAAGACCUGACACACGAAGACUACGGUCUGACUGAUGCGGACGGCUAUCAAAUACCGAUCAGUAAAUCGCCGCUUCAGGUGUCGGUCGAUAAAAACCAAUUACUGAAUACAAUGAACCAAAUAGUUGUACUUAACACUAAUGAUAACACCCGAAGACCACAGCCCACCGCCGCCUCCCGUCGGAAGCCACUGACGGACUCAAUGGGCAGUUGUUCUCCGCCACCGACUUAUUCACAAGUGUUCAAAGCGACUGAAGUGGCGCUCAAUUGUGAACUCAAUAACUACGAGAAUAACGGGUCGAUCGGUGGACCGGCGGCUGAAAUGCCGACAAAUAGUCAUAAUAAUAAUCAUAGCGUUAGUCUCAGUCACGAUAAAACCAAAAACUCUCUUCUAGUCAUCAAUGAUAACAAAACUGAGUCCAUUCACCACAACACUAACCAAUCGUCACACUCUUCUUCAUUAUCAUCGUCUCCCACAUCGUGUAUGACAUCGACAUCGAGUUCACCCAUCAUAGCGGCCGCUCUCCUCAAGAGCCAGUCCUCAAUCAUACAGUUGUCUCAGCCCUCGAGACACAUGACUGAAACCAAAUACUGUUUCAAUGGAAAGGACAGAAACCACAGAAACAAUCAAAGCCUCGCCAAUAGCUCUGUGGAGACGUCCGAAGAGGACUACGACACCGACUUUGACGCCGAGGGUGUCGUCGCCGCCAACGAUCUCUUUUGUAACGCGAAGUGUAAUACAAAUAAUAAUAAUAAUAAUACUGUGAAUGCGAGGCAGUGUUCGCAGUCGAGGACCGCCACCACUACUACUAAUCCAUUGACGGGUUAUACAAAUCCGUUAAUUAAUGUCAAAAUGAAUGAUCAAAAUCAAAGUAAAUACGCUCUAAUCACUCGACUCGACCAUCAAAAUGCAUUCCCUACUAAUAAUAACCAUUCAUUCAACUACGACAACAACUCUUCGUGGUGUUGAUCCACUCAUACCAUUACCAUUCAUUCCUAUCUUAUUCUUCCAAACAUCACAUCUAAUCCAAAAUGACAUUAAAAACAAAGAUUUUUAUAAAUAUUGAAAUUAAAUUUAUAACAGAUUUACCAA